Molecule: messenger RNA, 1476 nt
Organism: Paramecium pentaurelia
Lineage: Eukaryota; Ciliophora; Oligohymenophorea; Peniculida; Parameciidae
Source: the annotation of a GenBank genome assembly
AUGUUAAUAAUUGCAUUAUUUUUCAUCUCAAUUGAAUUAACUUUAGGAAAACUAAAGGUUAUAGGUCCAGAAGAAUUAAAAUAAGAAUUGGAUCAAAAAAAUGGAGAAAUAAAAUUUAGCAUAGCUAAUUUUGGGUAAAUGUUGAAUAAACAGCUCAAUAUAGAAAUAUACCUUGGGGUCGUAGAUUAAGUGGGACUCUUGAUAUUUCAGAUCCAAUAGAAGCAUGCACAGAAAUUAAUUAAACUGUGAAGAGUCAUUUUGUACUAAUAAAAAGAGGAAGUUGCUCUUUCGUAACAAAAGUUAGACAUGCAUAAAAUGCAGGAUAUUAAUUAGCAAUUAUUGAAGACAAUAAGGAAGAAAUAAUUGAUAAUAUAACCAUGUCUGAUGAUGGGACAGGAUAUGGAGUAUUUAUAUCAAUAUUAUAAGUUAUAAAUCCCUAGCAUUUUUAUAUCUAAAUCAGAUGGAGAGAUGUUAACAAAAUAUUUGAAGAUGCCAAAAGCAGACUUGGAAACAGAAUAAAUUCAAUUACUCAUCAAAUUUGAUGUUCGCUAAUAAGAAAAUAUAGAUGUUUUAUUUGCCCUCUCUAUUUCAUCAGGAGAAACAUAUAAAUUUUUAAGAGAAUAUCAACCUUAUUAUGAAAAAUUGAAACAUGAUAAUGGUAUUUUCUUUUGGAUAUAUUGCUUUUAUUAGUUAACUAUACUGUAUUGUAUCCAUUAUAUCAAAUUAUACCAAUUCCAGAUAGACCAAUUGAUUAUUAAAAUUGUAUAUCUUAUGGUAAAUACUGCUCACCAGAUCCUGAUAGAUCAGGUAUAGGAACAGGUAGAAUGAUAGUUGAAGAGACACUUAGAUAAUUAUGUAUAUUCAAUCUAACUAAAACAAAAUGGUUCGAUUAUAUGGUAUUUAUUAUUCAAAAUUUAGUAAUCUUUCAGAGAUAAUUGUACAUCAGCAUAAUAAUAUGAAACCUGUUCUCCUAAAGUUUAAUAAGAAGUUGGAAUCGACAAUCAACUUGUUGAAAAAUGCAUAAGAGAUUAAUAAGAAACUCAUACUUUUUAGAUAAAGAAUGAAACAAUUAAUUACAAAUCAAAUCAAUUUUUAGAGAAAUAAUUAUCAUUAUGGAAUACUGCUGGUGUAUAGUAAUUACCAGGGAUCAUAAUUAAUCAUUAAGAUUAUUUAGGAAAAAUAACUGGAGCAAAUGUUUUUUUUGAUAUUUGUUAUAGUUUUGAAACUCCACCUGAAUCUUGUGGCAAUUAUGUUGAUGGGUAUAUUUUUUAGCCAGAUUAAUCUCUAAAUCUUUAUCUGACUAUAGCUAUCAUUAUCACAGUUAUGGUCAUAUUUUUUGUGCUGCUAUUUUGUGUUUAUACAAAAAUAAUAAGGAGAGAAUUUAAGGAGAGUAGUUAGGCAUAAGUCAAUGAAAUGGUUUCACAAUAUAUUUAAUUUUAUGAAUCCAAAGAUAAGAAGAAGAAAGAAGCUAUAUGA